Molecule: messenger RNA, 864 nt
Organism: Paraglomus brasilianum
Lineage: Eukaryota; Fungi; Glomeromycota; Glomeromycetes; Paraglomerales; Paraglomeraceae
Source: the annotation of a GenBank genome assembly
AUGGUGCGAACUCUUCCCAAGUGCAAUCCGCCACUUCACGACAAUAGAAUGCAUUUAAGAAGAGUCGCAAAAACCAAGCCAGGCUCAAAGAGGGUAGCCCCAGCCCCUUUUAGCGUACGAAAAAAGGAUACAGGAAAGGUUGUUAAGAACCCUUUGAUUGAAAAGCGACCGAGAAAUUUUGGAAUUGGUCAGGAUAUUCAGCCAAAGCGUGACUUAACUCGCUUUGUAAAAUGGCCCGAAUAUGUACGCCUCCAGAGACAGCGUAAAAUUCUCAAUCGGCGUCUCAAAGUUCCUCCUGCUAUUAACCAAUUUACACGUGCAUUGGAUAAGAAUACGGCCGGGCAAGUGUUCACUCUCCUCCACAAAUACCGCCCAGAAACCAAAGUCGAAAAGAGAAAUCGUCUUCGCGCAGCUGCGGCAGCUAAAGCUGAAGGCAAGAAGCCUGUCGCGCCUGCAAAACCUUAUGUCGUCAAAUUCGGUAUCAAUCACGUUACUGCUUUGAUUGAGGCUAAGAAGGCGCAGUUAGUCUUGAUUGCUCAUGAUGUGGAUCCUAUUGAGAUCGUCCUGUGGCUUCCAGCUCUUUGUCGCAAGAUGGGUGUACCUUAUGCAAUUGUCAAAGGAAAGAGUCGCUUGGGAACUGUCAUUCACAAGAAGACUGCGACUGCAUUGGCCAUUGUUGACAUCAGAGAUGAAGAUAAGAACUUGCUGUCAAAUCUGAUUACUUCUAUUAAGAUUAAUUACAAUGAAAAGUUCGAGGAAAGUCGUAAGCUGUGGGGCGGUGGUGUUAUGGGUGCUAAGUCUCAAGCUAUGAUGGCUAAGCGAGCAAAGGCAGCCGGCAAAGAUAGCAAGAAGUUUGAAAUUUGA